Molecule: messenger RNA, 4227 nt
Organism: Manduca sexta (tobacco hornworm)
Lineage: Eukaryota; Metazoa; Arthropoda; Insecta; Lepidoptera; Sphingidae
Gene: milt
Product: trafficking kinesin-binding protein milt
Source: RefSeq, a predicted model, not a curated record
ACUAGUAACACCUACCAGGAUUUGUGUAUAUGUGCUGCAAUGAAUGAGAAAAGACAACGGCCGCGGCCGCGGCGUCGUGACGAAUUAUUUGAAAAGCGUCAGGACUUGCUGCUCGCCUGGAGUGACGAGGUGUGCAAUAGCGAGGAGGUGCCCGAGGUAGAGAUAGUUAGUCUCUUACAAGAACAUAUACCAAAAUAUCGCCUUAGAGCAGACAGCCUCACACAAUUUGGAGGUUACGAGAAUCAAGAUUGGUUUAUACCGUCGCCGGCUUUGAAAGUCAGCGACGCAGACCUCGCCCUCACACCUGACCAGAUCAGGGAAACGCUCAAUUAUUUCCUUCUAUGCAGCAACAGGGUGAGCCAAAUGACAAAGACCUACAAUGACAUCGAAGCGGUAACACGGCUCUUAGAAGAAAAAGAGAAGGACUUGGAGCUAACGGCGCGGAUCGGCAAGGAACUUCUAACGGCAAAUGGACGUUUGGAGGCACGAGUCACUUCUUUAGAGGGCGAGCUGAAGAGUGCGCGCGACCAUAUCACGCAGCUGAGGCACGAUCUCAACGCUAAGACUGAACUUUUACAGGUGUUAACAAAUGACACAGAGGAGGGCUCGUCCCCCACGGAGCAGGAGGCGGCGACCGCGGCGGCGCUGCGCCGACGCACGGGCGCGCUGGAGCGAGAGAACCGCGCGCUGCGGGAGGAGGCCUCGCGCCUCGCCGCCGGCGCCGACUGCGCUGAGCUCGCCGAGAAACAGCUGCUGCGGGACAUCGCGCAACAGCUCGCUAGUGCAAAUUCCGAGGCGAGUGCUCUGGGCACGGAGUUACUGGAGGAGCGUCACCGCAACAUCGACCUGCAGCAACAACUCGACACCACUAAAGCGAGGCUCGCGAAUAACGAGAGGGAUUUCAGACAGUUAACUACAGAACACGAACAUACCUUAAGGAUAUUAGAAAUCACAAGAGAUAAUCAAAAUGCCCUCGCAGCAGAGUUGGCCGAUGUCAAGGAGCGGUACGCGGAGGUGUCGGCGCUGCUGGCCGAGGCGCAGGAGGCGCUGCGCGCGGCGCGGCGGCGCGGCGAGCCCGCGCGCGGACUCAUGCCCAGCGUGGCCGCCGCCGCCGGCCUGCUGCCCAACACGCUGCACCGCGAGAUGCACUCCUCCGUCUACUCCGAGCUCAGCCUCGACUCCGGCAUCGGCGAUCCUCUCGCACAUUCAAGCAUGCAGAAAGUGUUUGAAACGGUGCAGUGCGCAUCGCGUUGGUCGGGCGCGUCGGGCGGCUCGGGCGCGUCGGGCGGCUCGGGCGCGUCGCUGCCCGGCUCGGACGUGUGCGACGCGGCGCCCGCGCUGCUCGCCGGCGCUCCCUUCGCCAAGCUGCCGCCCAAGCCGCCCUCGAACGACUCCUUCCUCGACGACACCUCCGACACCGACUCCGACGAUCUCUAUCCCGGCGGGCCGGGCGUGGGCGUGCCGGGCGCGCCGGGCGCGGCGGAGCUGGCGGCGGCGCUGCGGCGCCUCACGCCGCACGACAUCGACGCGCGCCGCGCCUCGCUCGCCGCCGCGCACCUGCGCCGGCCGCGCACGCACGAAAGAGAUUCUAAUGAGGAGAGCGCGGUGUGGGGCGCGGGCGCAGGGGGCGGUAUCGCUCGUUUCCGUCCACCUCACAAGUUGCAAAUCGUGAAACCGCUUGAAGGCUCUCUCACGUUGCACACGUGGGCUCAACUCGCUAAGCCGAAUAUGUCUGGCCUAUUGGAAGAACAAGAGGGUGUUGGUGUUCGGGGAGCGAGAUCAUCAGGCGGACUCGGAUUAAGACUGUACAGGCUCUCUGACGUGGAGGAGGACGACGACAUACCACGACUGCCACACUCGAGUCACAUAUACACUUUCACAAACAGUUCACUUUGCAUCGACAGCACGGUGCUGCAUCCGAACGACGGAAGCCUCGCGGGCAGCAGCACCAGCAGCGUGUGCAGCAGCGGCAUGAGCAGCCUCUCCAGCAGCGUGCUCGGCAGCGCGUGGAGCUCGCGCCUCACCUCGCGCCGAUCGUCGGCCGCCGUGUCGCCCGUGCACUCGCGCCGUGAGUCCGUCUGCGUGGCGCCGUCGCGCGCUCAUUUCUCUCCGACCGCGACGCCCGCAAACAGUCCGUUGCUCGGAUCGCCGGAGUCGUCGCCACCGGCAACUCCGCGACCCGGUGACGCGCCGCCUUCGUUGCACGCGCUCAUUGCCAGUGGCACGUCUAUACUCCGGCGGCGGCACCUCGGCGCUGGCUCACCGGGCGCGGACGGUUCCCCGGCGCCGCUCGCUCUCCAGACACCCGGCUCUCUGUACACGGGACUCGUGCAUCGCAGUCCCAUGGAGCAGCUGACGUGUCUGAAGCGCACGUUACGCUCGCCGGCCGCACCGCUGCCGGAGAGAAAUGGGGGCGGCGGCGGCGGCGCGGCCAACGGCGCCGGCGCGUCGUGCGAGUCGCCGCUGGGCGUGCCCGCCGCGCCGGGCUCGGGCGCGCUGGACGCGGCUCGCGGGGACGGCGGCGCGCUGGGCGCGGGGAGCGCGCGACGGGUGCGGGCCCGCGCGCCGCGCCCGCGCUCCGACCUGGGCACGGUGGGCGCGGUGGGCGCGGCGGGCGCGGGGGGCGCGGGGAGCACGCCGGGCACGCCGGCGGCGCCGUCGGCCGCGAUGCACUCGUCGCCGCUGGGUACCCUUAGUUUGCUGUUUGGUCGGAAAGGUGGUCUCUUGUAAAGCUAUCUGAUAGAAGGUGCUCGCGCGCCCUCGCACGCGGCGCCGUUCCCGGUUCCGAGCGGUUGUUUUUCGUAGUAUUAUUUUUCCUCUCUGUGGAUUAGUCGCCCGCGGGUUUCCAUUCGUAUUUUACCUUUUUGAUUUUGUUUUCUAUUUGUUAAUACAAUUAUUAUAGUAAUUUUAUUGCGUUUUGACGUGUAUUUUGGUAGCUAUUUUUUAUUUUGUAAUCGCUCGCGUGCAUUUAUAUUAUAUGACUGAGCGCGGGAUGCACCCGAAGUCGAUUUCGGUCGCUAAGUAUUAUGAUUCGGUACUAUACGAGGCUCUUCAACAUUCCUUUGAGUUUGACGUUUUGCGUCGGUCUCUCCCGCGUGCUAUGUACAUUGUACACCGUAACACCACUGUUGCCGAGAGCUCUAGCGAGGACCAAGUGUAUGGUAAUACAAUAAAAAUCAUAUCAAUUAAUUUCUUUGGUCGAAGUAAAACACAUCACACGAAUUUAAGUUUUUGUUAUGUUUGUUUAUAUACUUAAAUGAUUAUUUUCUAAUUGUCGCGUGAGAUUUACUUAUUUUAGUAGUCUGUAGUAUUAUAUUGCAAGGGUUGUAAUAUUUAUUAUCAUUAGAGAAUAGAAGAACAUUAGGUAUUUAGAUGCGACUGGAAAAUAAUAAUUUCUGAUUUUCAAAUCUCAUUGCUUUAUUAUGGUCAUGCUUAUUAUUAUUAAUUAUAUUAUUAUUUUAGUGAUUAUUUUUGUGUGAUUGUAAAUAAAUGUUCAUUAAUUUAGAAGAGUACAAAUUAUUUAUGUUUAUGAUCAGACUUAGUUAAUUGAUAAUAUGUAUAGAGGGCAAGUCAAUAAUUUCAAUUUACAAAUUAUUAAUUUAAUUUCACGACUUAUGUCAUUAAUAAUUAUCGACCAAAUAACGAGUACUUCACAAAUACGAGGCAUUCAUUUUAUUCUAGUUUUAACACAACUGUUGCUAAUAUUUAGGUGUAAACAAAGUGUAAUGGUGCAUGCCAUAGUGAUAAGUAGAACUGAAUUAAUUAUAUUAAAAUUGCGUCAUAAUUUGGAUAUGUCCUAACGCGGCUGCACUCUUUAAUAGCGACCAGUUCAUUCAUAGUGUAAUCAUUUGUAACUUAAGUUAACUAAAAUUGGUGCUAGAUAGUUAUUAUGCCAGUGAUGUUUUGUUAAACAAAUCCAACGUGGUUAUGUUUGGAACGCACGCGUUAGUUUCUUUGUGUCGCAUUAUUAUUUUACGGCGUCAGUUCUUAUGUUCAUUGAACAACAUGAAGCGUACGCGAACGCGUACGUCUUAGGUUUAGUAAGGGCUGUGAGGUGAUAAUCGUAGUGGUCACGAAAAAUGUUUCCACGUCUUGAUAUUGAUACAAUUAUUACAGUCAAGUAGGCACAAAACUGUGUAGUUUAAGCGAAACUUGUUGAGUAUUUGACAAUUACAACAAAAUGAUAAUGAUUGUAUUGAAAACAAAAAUAUAAUUUAUCCAAAAAUA